Messenger RNA from Haemonchus placei, 1176 nucleotides. The record is from the annotation of a GenBank genome assembly. NCBI's taxonomy places the organism in Eukaryota, Metazoa, Nematoda, Chromadorea, Rhabditida, Trichostrongylidae.
CACAUAUUAUUGUGUAACCUCUUCAUUCUGAAUAUAGACUGUGGUUUUGAGGUUGACGGUUGCGUGUCGGUUGCAGAAAUAUCGUCUGUUGGUAUUACUUCCACAUUUCGUUCCUUGAAGACGCCACUGAAGGCUUCUUUAGAGCCAGGUAGUAUAACCUUAGAAGGACCAGUCAAUUUGGUGAUUUCAUCCUCAUUUAUGGGAGAUUUUUCCUCAGCAUUUAGAAGGAUUGAUGAUUUUGUUGACGACGACGUGCCCGUAGGCUCAAAGCUGCGAGUUUCAGAUGGCGGUGCUUGUGAGUCGAUUACUGUCGAAUUUUCCAGCUGCUCCGCAAACAUCACAGUCUUUUUCUUUUUCGAUCUUUUCUUCUUUCUGUUUCUCUUCUUUUUCACAUUACCGUUUUCACUUUCGGCAGGAGCUCGAUCACCUCCACCGUCAUGUUCCACCAAUUCUUCUGUUUCGGAGGAGCUGAUGCUUUCGGAAACUAAUCUUUUCUCUUCCUUUGGUGGUGCCCGAUUGGCAAAUGAGCUGGAGGCUGUUGGUACAGCAUUGGGUCCCAAAUUCUGUGCGACAAAUCUACCAAUCGUUACGGGUUUGAAGUUUGUCCGUCCAUUCUCCGUUUCUGGUUGACUUAGAUCGUCCGAAUCCAACUCGGAUCUCUCAGCUUCUUCUUCUACACAGUUAUCUCCCUCGACAUCCCCUUCGACCCCGCCUUCUUCAGAAAUACGAUCACUAUUGGUGUCGUCACUGUUGAUCUCAUCAACCACUUUGAGGAGCUUCUGGAAGUCACCACGGAACACACCCACAGAGAGGCCAUCUUCUUCUACUGUUCUAUCGAUCACUUUAGCUUCAUAAAUCAUUUUCUCCUUUUCAGCCGGUUUGCCUGUUGACGCGAUAGCAGUGGAUUCCGAAGGAAGUGAAGCCUUCUCAGAUAUAUCAGGUAGCAGAUUCGAGGGCGAUUCUUUUGCGUAUACUUUUUCUUUAUAAAUCGUUGGGUAAAUUGUUCUUAUGGUCGGUAUCGUCGUCAUCGGCGUCACUGUUGAGUUCCCCAUUUCGUAGCUCUUGCUGCUCCAGUUCUUCUAGUCGUUUCAUCAUCUCGGCCUCAGCCUUAAUAUCAGCCACUGUCUUGGUAAUAGGUCGCUUAUCUGAUUUUCUGGAUUUACGUUUCUUCCUUAA